CAAUUUUACUUUUCUUGCCGACCGUACGCAAUAUGUCUUAAUUUUACAGACCCUUGAAAUUACAGUUAUUUUUGAACAAAUAUGGCUGAAGCUCGUCUCGCCGUAUCAAAAAUUAAAGUUGAUUAUCAUGCUGUAGGAACCAGUAAAAGUGAAGCAGAAACUGAGUUUUUUACGUCUUUUUACAAGUCGACAAAGCAGUGUUUUCGUCGCACAAGAUCACAAAUUUUGAACGGCCUAUGGCCAACAACUCCUAGUAAUCUUCUUCUGACAUGGGCGGUUGUGGGAUUCUUGAUGUAUUUGGAAAAUAUUUAUUUAAAACCAAUCACAAGCAGGCUGUUUCUUAUUGGGAAUUUUCUUCACAUUAAUCAUUAUCAUUUAUAUCUUCGGAUUUUGGCCAUCUCGUUUAUAACGGCUGCUGGAUUCUUUAUCGUUCUUCUUUAUGCAAGGCAAUGGUCUUUGAGAAUACUGCUGUCAUACAGAGGAUGGAUGUAUGAGAAUCCUCGUAGCCAAAGUUACAAGACAUUAAUAUGGGGUUUGUUUGUUACCAUUGGUGGUGCCCAUCCUCGAUUGUACAGUUAUCAAAACAGCUCACGCAUGCCUGUGCCAAAUUUGCAUGGCACAUGUCAGGGAUACCUCAAGUCAGUCAAACAUAUACUUCAGGACAAUGAGUAUGAAGAGAUGAAGAAACUGGCUGUGAAUUUCGAGUCCAAUCUUGGUCCAAAGUUGCAGUUUAUACUUCAACUACGAUCAUGGUUCAAGUCAAAUUAUUACACGGACUGGUGGGAGAAAUAUGUUUAUCUAAUGAGCCGUGACUCAAUUGCCAUCAACAGUAACUAUUAUUGCAUUGAUCAUGCGUUUUGGAAGCCAACAGGAGUUCAAACAGCAAGAGCUGCUGUAUUUACAGCUCUUCUUUACGAGUACUACUGUCAUAUUGAAAAUGAGGAAUUGGAACCUUUGAGCAUAAGGAAGACCAUACCUCUAUGUAUGGAUCAAUACAAGAGAACAUUUAAGACGAGUAGAAUCCCGGGAAAAGAAGUUGAUGUUAUUGCUCAUUAUCAUCAUUCCUUUAAUGAGCACAUCGUCGUGUUCUGUAAUGGUAAUAUGUAUCAAGUGGACGUAUCAGAUGACCACGGAACGCCUGCCUCAUUAUUGGAUCUUGAAAAGCAAUAUGAAUGGAUCAAGCAUGAUGCAUACCAGUCUAAAACUACUAAAGAGCAACCUGUUGGAUGUAUACCAGCAUUGACAAGUCUACCACGUACAGAAUGGUACAAUAUUCGACAAGAACAUUUCUCAGAUGGUAUCAAUAAGGAUUCUUUGGAUAUUAUUGAUCACGCUUUAUUUAUUGUUGUGUUGGAUGAACAUGAAAUACCUGACAUCAGCGAGCGUUCCAAAUACCUUCUUCACGGUGAUGGAAAAUCGUUUUGGUUCGAUAAAAGUUUCUCAGUUGUUGUAUUUGCGGACGGUAAACUUGGUAUGAAUGCAGAACACUCGUGGGCUGAUGCUCCUGUCAUAGGACAUUUACUGGAGUACACGAUCACUGAAGAGUUCUUAUACCGUACAUACAACGAUAAAGGUAGAUGCAAGCCGUUCGGUAAAGUCCACAAUUCCAAUGGCCAAUCAACACAUCCUAUGAAGUUGUACUUUGAUGUGACGCAGAAACUUGCAUCCCAUAUUGAAAAUGCUGUCACACGAGCGAAGAAGAAUAACGAUGAUCUACAGUUGAAGCUUUUGAGUAUGGAUGAUGUUGGUAAAGGUUUCAUAAAAAAAUGUAAAAUGAGUCCUGAUGCUUUCAUUCAAGCAGCUUUACAACUUGCUUACUAUCGCGAUAGUGGCGGUGUUCUUCCGCUUACGUAUGAAGCUUCCAUGACAAGAUUAUAUUUGCAUGGACGGACGGAAACUGUACGAUCGUUAACCGACGAGUCACGAGCUUUUGUUUUAGCUAUGGAAGACCCAGAUGUUCCACCUGAACAGAAAAUAUGUCUUCUUCGUGAAUCUGUGAAACGCCAUCAGGUGUUGUAUAAAGACUGCAUGAAUGGAAAAGGAAUUGAUCGUCAUUUGUUUUCACUCUAUGUGGUAGCCAAAGGACAGGGUCAUGAAUGUGAAUUUCUUAAGCGUGCGCUAACUUUACCUUGGACACUAUCAACAAGUCAACAACCACAACAGCAAAUGUUCAGACUUCCUGGUUACACUGUGAAUGAUCCUGCUUUUCGAGACAUGAUUUGCCCAGGUGGUGGAUUUGGUCCUGUGGUGGAUGAUGGUUAUGGUGUGUCUUACAUGGUUCCUGAUGACAAUUAUUUCUUUUUCCACAUUUCUUCCAAAAGAUCAUCAUCGAAAACUGAUUCAGAGAGGUUCAUGGAUCAUGUAGUGAAAAGUCUCCAUGACAUGAAGGCAAUGUUUCUUGAAGUGGAAGGAAAAGGAAAAGGAGCCAAGAAAAAAGACCAAUGAAUGUUGCACGGUAACAUGGUUUCAAUCAUGAAAUCAUAUUUAUGUUCUUAGUACUUGACCUUUGGAAUGAUUAGGUUAUUAAAGUUAAAUAAAGGUAAUUUUGUAAAAUUUCAAGGUGUGUUAUUUUUAUAUGUAAAUGCGUUUUUUUACACAGAUGUUAAUGUUGUACCAUUUUAGUUAUGCUGUGUAACUAUUUAACAUGUUCAGGAAAAAUUGUAUUUUAUGAUCUGUACAUUCAAACUUUUUCAGCAUUUUUAUCUCAUUUGUACAGUAAUGAGGAUGUAAUAAAUAUUUAUUACUCAAA
Molecule: messenger RNA, 2749 nt
Organism: Xenia sp. Carnegie-2017
Lineage: Eukaryota; Metazoa; Cnidaria; Anthozoa; Malacalcyonacea; Xeniidae
Product: carnitine O-palmitoyltransferase 1, liver isoform-like
Biological process (GO): fatty acid metabolic process; carnitine metabolic process
Cellular component (GO): mitochondrion
Molecular function (GO): carnitine O-palmitoyltransferase activity
Source: RefSeq, a predicted model, not a curated record